AGGUACCCACAAUCACUGUUCAACCCGCUACUAGUAAAUGCUGGAUUUAUUUGUCGCGAAUUGCCACCACCGUUUCUGAAGACGAGGUUGGUGCUAUGGUUAAGGAGUGCCUUUCAACGGACGAUCCGGUCGAAGUGAAGAAGUUAGUGAAAAAAGACGCAAAUUUGAGCGGGCUUAAUUUCAUUUCUUUCAAAAUUGGUGUUGACCCUAAACUUCGUGAAAUGGCCCUCAAUGCCGAAACUUGGCCGGAUGGGAUGUAUUUCCGCGAGUUCAUCGACUUUCGGCAAGAACGUACUAAUGACGGGAAGCAGGGGUUUCGGAAAACACCUCGACUGGGAUAAAUCCAUCGCAAAUAGCAGUUAUUUUAGACUACGCACCGACAAUUCGCCUGUUGAUCAACGGCAACCGGGACGCACCGUAGAAAGCAAUAUGGAAUCCCCCAAUCCUCCCAGCACAGUCGUGCCUCUCGCAGUCAGCAGUAUCUUCAGUCGUCCCGGCCCUGUGUCUGGGAAUGGAGAGGGGGACUUCCAAAUUGCCCUCUUUGGCAACUCGAAUGCUUCCGACUGUCAAUUAAUAAGUCAACGAUGUCAGCCGUCAGCUGGAAACCUCCUGAGGAGCACUCCAACUUCCAUCACGGGUGCUACCAAUUCAUGCAGUUCACCCGCGCCUUCUGCUGUUAGCAGUCAUUCCAGUCGCCCCGGUGUGCAUUCCAGACGACGGAAUCAAGGAGUGCCGGUCAGCCUUCCGUGCCUAAUACCGUCGCCCAUCCAUUUAUACUAUCAAAAUGUGGGUGGCAUGAAUUCCUGUGCAAAUACCUAUCGCCUAGCUACCUCGGACUGCUGUUACGACAUUAUCGCAUUGACAGAAACAUGGCUAAAUGAGCAGACCCUUUCCAGCCAGGUGAUUUGCUCGGACUACGAGGUUCUCAGAUGUGAUCGGAGUCCUCUCAACAGCCACAAAUCCUCCGGAGGCGGUGUUUUGCUCGCUGUGCGUUGUGGAAUUAAAGUUCAACACAUAACAAAUGAUGCUUGGAGCAGCAUCGAACAAGUAUGGGCAGCGAUAAAAUUGGGAAAUCGAACAUUAUAUAUAUAUAUAUAUAUGUGUGGUUUAUUUCCCUCCCGAUAA
Topomyia yanbarensis is the source of this 1125-nucleotide messenger RNA. RefSeq lists its product as uncharacterized. The record is from RefSeq and is a predicted model, not a curated record. Lineage: Eukaryota; Metazoa; Arthropoda; Insecta; Diptera; Culicidae. The coding region runs from base 232 to 1125 and encodes 297 amino acids. The transcript has 2 exons.